This is a messenger RNA of Zymoseptoria tritici IPO323, 486 nucleotides long. RefSeq lists its product as uncharacterized. Bases 22 to 333 code for a protein of 103 amino acids. Lineage: Eukaryota; Fungi; Ascomycota; Dothideomycetes; Mycosphaerellales; Mycosphaerellaceae. The record is from RefSeq and is a predicted model, not a curated record. The transcript has a single exon.
CCUGAAAGAGCUUCAGAUCUGAUGCAGAGUCUCCGCUACGAGAUCAGCGCGGUGUUGGAGGGAUUGUUCGCGGACGCCGCUCUGGGGAACUGCAUCAAUGAGAUAAGCAAGGCGGCGAGCUCUUUGGAAACACCAACCCUCAAGCGAAAACGUCAUCAAAACCUGGAAGAUUCAGCCGUCGAGACUGGUCAACUUGCCAUGCCUUUGGGGGGACGCUCUGGGGCUCCAACGAACAAAUCGUGGAAUAUCGCCGAGCAGAAGAGCAGAAGAGCAGAGGCCGAACAAAAGAAUCGUGCGGUCGGAAAGUACUCGUUCGAGCGAAUCAGAAUCUAGCCAGCGUCAUUGGGCAUGUAUACCAAAGUUCUGUUCAAAACUUACAAUGUAUGUUGGCCUAUAAUGACGAGUUGUCAGGAGUUAUUCAAAAGGUCCUCUAGCGGCCACGCAUCGACGGCCUUGAGAAACCUCUACAACCCAAAAGCUCCCUGU